GGCCCCAUCGCAGCCCCGGCCCCACGGCAGCCCCCAUGCCCCGCCUCGGAGCCAAGGUGUGCCUGCUCCGCUGCACCCUGCUCUCCUCCCUCCUCAUCCUCCUGCUCUGCAGCAUCCAUGAGACGGAGCAGAACCGAUACUGCCAGCAGAUCAUCACCGAGAGGCACCUGGCUGAGCUGGAGGAGCUGGCUGACACCCAGAUGCAGCACCCGGGCAGAGUUUCCUUCAAGUUCAUCAGCAAGAUACAGCUGAACGACUCCGUUUGCUACGUGAAAGCAGCUUUUCCUCUGCUGGGCAAGAUCCUGGAGCGCACAGAGUUCAAGGAGAACUCCUCCAACGCCAAGAAGAUGCAGAUGGUGAGGAGCAUGUACAACCGCAUCGAUGAGAGCAUCGACCCCUGCAUCAGGGAGGAGGAUGAAGAGGAGAGGAAGCUGUCCCAGAUGUGCUUCGAGGAGUUCACCACAUCCCCAUAUGAGAUGCUGCUGCUGGUCAAGCACUUCUUCCAGGACAUCAACCAGCUCCUGCACCACCAGGAGACCUUCGAGCGCGAUUGCAGCCAGGUCUACCGCAGAGCCUGCCUGGUACCCGGCACGGCUGCAGCAUCCCCCGGUGUGGGGACAGAUCCUGACUGCAAUUGCCUGUCCCCUGCCCUCCCUCCUGCCACCCAGCCCUCCCCCUCCGCUGCCAGCCCUGCCCGCAGCGAGGAGGCACCCGCUAGCACCCGGCUCCCUUACAGCCUCCUCCAUGCCACCCUCACCCCAUCCCAGCCCCCCAGUGCCACGGACGGGGGCUCGGGGGCCGGGGGGGUAGGUGAGGCUGCGGUGGUGCCAUCCAUUGGGAUGCAGGAGCCGGCUCCGGUGGAAGCCAUCCUGGAUGCAGCCGGGACCAUUGGCCUGGCAGCGUUGGACGUCCCCAUCCCUCGUGGGGACAGGGAGCUGCUGGACGGGGGCACCGGGACAGGGGCCGCUGCCCCCCGGCCGCAUCCUGCCCAGCACCACGGAGCCUCCAUCCUCCUCGGGACCAGCACCCCCGGCAGCGGCGGAGCCAGGAUGGAGCCCAUGGCCCAGCUCCGCUUCACCAGGAUGGCCCCGGGGCUGCGGGACAGAGCCGCGGGGGGCCCCGGGGCACGGGGCUGGGGGCUGAGCCGGCCUAGGGAGCCCCAGCACGGAGGGGCCGGGCCCAGCUUUGACUCUGGCUUUGUUCUGAGCGCAGAGCAGCGCAGGAAGGAGCCGCUCGCCAGGCAGGGCCACCGGGAGCCCCUCGUCUACAUCACGGUGGCCAGUGCGGUGGCCGUGCUGCUGGCCAUGGGGGGGCUGCUCUUGUACAAGUACAGAGCCAGGGUCCUGGAGCGGCCGCUGGAAGAUGGAGACCAUGACCCCGAGGAGCCAGAGAGGAGGGCACUGCAGGGAGCAAGGGAAUGUCCAGACCUGGAGACUCAGGACCUCUGAGGGCCCGAGGUGGGAUGUGAAGCUGCUCGGGGGCUUGGAUCCGGAUGCUCCUUGCUGUGUGCAGGAAGGGUCGGUGCACGAUGCUGAUGCUGAUGCUCCCUCUUCCCUCGCCCCACAGACUGCACAAACCUCCCUGGCAGGGACUCAAGGAUGUGCCCCAAGUGGGGACCCCUGUGCUCUGAAGGGAUUCAGGAUGGUGGCAGUGGCCGAUGUGACGCUGAGCUGGAUGCUGGAGGUGCUGGAUGUGGGAUGACGAUGAGGAUGGAUCCUGCUUGGACACGGCCAGCGCUGGCUGAAGGUGGAGGGGAUCAGCUCCAUGAAUCGUGUCCCACCCCAGCAUGGUUUGGAGCAGCACCAAUCCCUUCAUCCUGCCUUUCCCAAGGCUUCAUCCGGAGCAUCCUGGCUGCUGGGGCCGGGGGGGUGGCAGUCACCUGGACCCCCUCAAGCUGCACAACCCCAGCUCCUGACUGCAACCCUCACACUGUGAAGACUUAAGCCCACCAGUGCCCAUGUCCCUGCAUGGGAAUGGGUUUGGGGGUGAUGCUUGGCACCGUCCUGCUCCUCAUCCUCCUGCCUCCGGUCCUGCUCCCGAGCUGGCCUCGGGAUGCUCCGAGGGCUUUAUUUGCAUUAGAGUGAAUCAAAGCCUUUUAUCCCACAGGAAUAUUUGAGGGGGGCCCCUCCUGCCCCCCCACAGGGUUCUUGUUGCGAGCUGGCCUCGCCUCCGACUGGAUUUCCUCUUGUGACUGCGCUUUAAAGAAGGGAAAUGGGGCUCGGGAAUGACUUGGAUCAAUGGGGAUGCAUGGGAUGGAGAUGCCCACUUGGGUAGUGAGGGACGUUUUGGCUCAGCCCCGCUCCCUGGCUUUGGGAAUGGCCUGGUUUGGGGUGCGCCAGUCCUGGUGGUACCCAGAACAGUGGGGUUGGGCCGCAUCCUGCAUCCCUCUGGCCCCAAAUGUGAAGCGUGGCCUGCGCUGCUCUUGGGUUUUGAAGUAUUAUUUUUAUAUGAUGGAAGAAAACGUGGACAAAAGCAAACUUUUUAAAGAAAGCAUUACUAUUAAUUGUGGUUUAUAUAUAUAUAUAUGUAUGUACGUACGUAUGUGUGUAUUUAUGACUGCCAGAAGGAGGGGAUUCCAGUGCAAGGGACUCGGUGUAAAGCAGGAGCCAAGCCCUGAGUGCAGCAAGGAGGCUGUUGGGGGAGCUCUGAUUUACACCAUGGGGAAGGGGGGGAAUGAAUCUCACCUUUAAGCUGUUGUUGGAUUUAUUUUUUGCCUUUUUAUUUUCUCCUGGUUUUGAUACAAGGAAAUGUUGGAAUAUUUUAUACAAAGUCAUUUAAAGAAGUUUAUUUAAAGAAAAGCAUAGAAAGCAGCUUGUAUAUUUAAUAUUAUUAAUAAUA
This is a messenger RNA of Melopsittacus undulatus (budgerigar), 2838 nucleotides long. RefSeq names its product colony stimulating factor 1 (gene CSF1). NCBI's taxonomy places the organism in Eukaryota, Metazoa, Chordata, Aves, Psittaciformes, Psittaculidae. Gene Ontology annotation, biological process: osteoclast differentiation; positive regulation of macrophage differentiation. The record is from RefSeq and is a predicted model, not a curated record. Bases 36 to 1448 code for a protein of 470 amino acids. Gene Ontology annotation, molecular function: growth factor activity; cytokine activity. Gene Ontology annotation, cellular component: membrane. The transcript has 9 exons.